This is a messenger RNA of Salvelinus fontinalis (brook trout), 5218 nucleotides long. Its product is annotated as protein polybromo-1-like. The transcript has 30 exons. The record is from RefSeq and is a predicted model, not a curated record. Bases 119 to 4975 code for a protein of 1618 amino acids. Gene Ontology annotation, molecular function: protein binding; chromatin binding. Gene Ontology annotation, biological process: chromatin remodeling. Gene Ontology annotation, cellular component: RSC-type complex. NCBI's taxonomy places the organism in Eukaryota, Metazoa, Chordata, Actinopteri, Salmoniformes, Salmonidae.
AACGGAAGUGAUCGGCUGUGUCUUCACUGCUGCUAGGUUCACACAAAUUUUUUCUCUCAAAAUUGUCAGCUUUCGCGAAUGGUUUGCAUUCUCUUCUACAUAUUAAGGUAUUAGACUCAUGGGCUCAAAAAGGAGAAGGGCUACGUCCCCCUCUAGUAGUGUCAGUGGGGGGGACUUUGACGAUGGACAGCCUUCAUCCUCAGCAUCUUCGGUAGGUCGGAAAAGGAGAAGAACCUCAAACAUUCCCACUGUUGAUCCAAUUGCAGUAUGCCAUGAAUUGUACAACACAAUCAGAGAUUAUAAGGAUGACCAGGGAAGAAUGUUAUGUGAGCUGUUCAUAAGAGCACCCAAGAGACGGAAUCAAUCGGAUUACUAUGACGUUGUGACUCAGCCCAUUGACAUGAUGAAGAUCCAGCAGAAGCUGAAGAUGGAGGAAUACGAUGAUGUGGAGCAGAUAACGGCUGACUUUCAGCUCUUAUUCAACAAUGCAAAGGCGUACUACAAGUCGGAUUCUCCAGAGUACAGAGCAGCCUGCAAGCUGUGGGACCUCUACCUGCGUACCAAGAAUGAGUUUGUUCAGCGGGGGGAUUAUGAUGACGAUGAUGAGGAUGGGGAUGAUGCACAAAAUAAUCCUGGAGGGUCAAAUGAGGAUGAGAAUGCACCCAAUUGCUUGAAGGAGGUCCUUGAGCAGCUGCUGGAUGCUGUGGUGACAUUCUCCGAGCCCUCAGGGCAUCUAGUCAGUGAUCUAUUCCAGAAACUGCCCUCAAAAGUGCAAUACCCAGACUAUUAUGCCAUAAUAAAGGACCCAAUAGAUCUGAAAAUCAUUGCCCAGAAGAUACAGAUGAGCCACUACAGAAGUGUUGGUGCCAUGGCAAAAGAUAUAGAUCUUCUGGCUAAGAAUGCCAAAAUGUACAAUGAGCCUGGGUCACAAGUUUUUAAGGAUGCCAACACCAUCAAAAAGGUCUUUGCACAGAGAAAGACAGAAAUGGAGCAUGCUGAACCAAUCAAGUCCAGUAUUCGCAUCAGGAACAGAAGGUCAGCCCAGGGAGACCGGCUCUCGGCUAUUACCAUGGCUCUUCAGUAUGAUAGUGAUGACGAUGGCAUUCUGGCUGGGUCUGUCCACUAUGACGAGGGGGAGUCAGAGGCAGAGAGCAUGCACCACAGCAUGGACAUGAGUAACCCCAUCUUCCAGCUGUACGAGGCUGUGCGUGGCGGCAGGAACAGCCAGGGCCAGCUCAUCUCCGAGCCCUUCCUCCAGCUGCCCUCCAGGAAAGACUACCCAGACUACUUCCAGCAGAUCAGCCAGCCCAUCUCCCUGCACCAGAUUAGGAACAAGAUGAAGAACAACGAGUAUGAGAGUGUUGAUCAGCUAGACGCCGACCUCACUCUGAUGUUUGAGAACGCCAAGCGCUACAAUGUGCCUCAUUCCUCUAUCUAUAAGCGUGUGCUGAAACUCCAGCACAUUCAGCAGCUAAAGAGAACAGAGCUAUUGAGGAGGGAGGACGACAGCAUGGAUGGGGACAGCAUGCUCUCUUCUACCAUGUCUGAUACUGGCAGCACUAAGAGGAAGAGCCAUAAGAAGAACACCAAGAAGAACCGGAUGAAAGCCCUGUACUCCGCAGUGACGGAGGCCCGGGAGAUGGGCACAGGCCGGAGGCUCUGUGAGCUCUUCAUGAUCAAGCCUUCCAAGAAGGACUACCCGGACUACUACAAGAUCAUCCUGGAGCCCGUGGACCUGAGGAUCAUCGACCACAACAUCCGCUCUGAGAAGUACAUGACAGAGGAAGCUCUGCUGGAGGACAUGAAGCUCAUGUUCCGCAACGCACGCCACUACAACGAGGAGGGCUCACAGGUCUAUAACGAUGCCAACGUCCUGGAGAAAGUCAUAAAAGACAAACGGAGGGAUCUUGGCCCAACGCCUGACGAUGAUGACAUGUCACCAAAGUUGAAAAUAAGGAAGAGUGGCAUCACGCCUAAGAAGUCCAAGUACCUGACCCCCCUGCAGCAGAAGCUGAACGAGCUGUACGAGGCGGUGAAGAACUUCACAGACAAGCGUGGCCGCCGCCUCAGCACCAUCUUCCUGCGGCUUCCGUCGCGCGCCGAACUGCCCAACUACUACAUCGCCAUCAAGAAGCCCGUGGACAUGGAAAAGGUCAGGAGCCACAUGCUGGCCAACAAGUACCAGGAUGUGGACGCGCUAGUGGAGGACCUGGUGCUGAUGUUCAACAAUGCCUGCACCUACAACGAGCCAGAGUCUCUGAUCUACCGCGACGCUCUUGUGCUGCACCGUGUUCUGCUGGAGACCCGCCGGGACCUGGAGGGAGGCGAGGACGCCCAUGUGCCCGACGUGGCCCGCCUCAUCCAGGAGCUCAUCCGCAGCCUCUUCGUCUCCGUGCUUGGUCACCAGGAUGACGAGGGGCGUUGCUACAGCGACUCGCUGGCUGAGAUCCCCGCUACUGACCCCAGCAGCCCCGACAGACCGCCGCUCAACUUUGAGAUCAUCAGAGCUAACGUGGACCGGGGGCGCUACAAGAGACUGGACGUGUUUCAGGAUCACAUGUUUGAGGUGCUGGAGAAGGCCAGGCGCAUGCACAGGACGGACUCUGAGAUCUUUGAGGAUGCGGUGGAGCUGCAACAGUUCUUCAUCCGGAUCCGAGAUGAGCUGUGUAAGAAUGGAGAGAUCCUGCUCACCCCCGCCCUCAGCUACACCUCCAAACACCUGCACAGCGACGUGGAGAAGGAGAAGAAGGAGAAGCUGCCCAAGGAGAUAGAGGAGGACAAGCUCAAGAGGGAGGAGGAGAAAAAAGAAGCUGAGAAGAGUGAGGACCCUGCUGGAGGGGCGUGGCAGUCUGGUCUCCAGCGUACCUACAGCCAGGACUGCAGCUUCAAAGACAGCAUGUACCACGUGGGAGACUAUGUGUACGUGGAGCCUGCUGAGCCCAACCUGCAGCCACAUAUCGUCUGCAUUGAGCGCCUGUGGCAGGAUGAUGCAGGUGAGAAGUGGCUGUAUGGCUGCUGGUUCUACAGGCCGAAUGAAACCUUCCAUCUCGCUACACGGAAGUUCCUGGAGAAGGAGGUCUUCAAGAGCGACUACUUCAACAAGAUUCCUGUCAGCAAGAUACUGGGCAAAUGUGUUGUCAUGUUUGUUAAGGACUACUUUAAGCUUCACCCAGAGGGCUUCAGGGCAGACGAUGUGUAUGUCUGUGAGUCUCGCUACUCAGCCAAGACCAAGUCCUUCAAGAAGAUCAAGAUGUGGACCAUGCCCCUGAGCUCCGUUAGGUUUGUCCCUCGGGGCGUACCGUUGCCUGUAGUCCGGGUUGCAUCCAUGUUUGCCCCUAAGCAAGAAGAAGAGAAGCCUGCAGAGAUACAAGAAGAGGGCAAAGCCUUGGACACUAUGGAUAAGGAGAGGGAGGAUGUAAUCCUGGACAUGACCAAUGGGGAGCCAGGCUGCCAGUACUAUGAGCAGCUCUGCUACAAUGACAGCUGGCUGAAAGUGGGAGACUGCAUCUAUAUUCGCUCACAUGGACUAGUGCGCCACCGAGUAGGCAGGAUUGAGAAGAUGUGGAUGCGGGACGGAGCGGCCUACUUCUUUGGGCCCAUUUUCAUCCACCCAGAGGAGACAGAACACGAGCCCACCAGGAUGUUCUACAAGAAGGAAGUGUUCCUUAGCAACCUGGAGGAGUCUUGCCCCAUGACCUGUAUCAUAGGGAAGUGUGCGGUGUCCUCCUUCAAGGAGUACCUUUCGUGCCGGCCCACUGAAGUGCCUGAGGAGGACGUUCUGCUUUGUGAGAGUCGCUACAUCGAGAGUGACAAACAGAUGAAGAAGUUCAAGGGCCUGAAGCGCUUCUCCCUCUCUGGGAAGGUGGUGGAGGACGAGAUCUAUUACUUCAGGAAGCUGAUCGUGCCCCAGAAGGAGCCAUCCCCUCUGCUGGACAGGAAGAUCGCAGUGCUGGAGGCCAAGUUUGCCGACAUGACAGAUGAGGAGUUGGAGGACCUGGGGGAGGAUGAUGGGGAGCUGGGAGACACCUCCAUACCUCAGCUCCAGAGUCCCAUGGCAGGCAGCGACAUGGACAUGCCUUACACCCCUCCACAGGUCAGAGCAGCAACAUACACUGGGCAAAUGUGUGGUCAUGUUGUGAAGUCCACUCCCAAGUCCAUGAAGGGGAUGUCCAAGAAGGAGGGCUCCAAGAGGAAGAUUAACAUGAGUGGCUACAUCCUGUUCAGCAGUGAGAUGCGAGCGGUCAUCAAGGCGCAGCACCCAGACUUCUCCUUCGGGGAACUCAGCCGUCUGGUGGGCACCGAGUGGAGGAACCUGGAGUCUCCCAAGAAAGCUGAGUAUGAGGAGCGAGCAGCUAAAGUGGCCGAGCAGCAGGAGCGGGAGAGGGCAGCCCAGCAGCUGGCUUUCCCUAGAGCAGGCAUGAUGGGUACAUAUAUGCCACACAUGAUGCUGCAGGACCUAGUUGACGGCAUGUUUAGUAUGACUGGCAUGCCACCACAUCACAUGAGGUUGCCUCUCUUGCCCCAUCAUCACCUAAUGCCAGGCAUCCCUGGGUUCCCUGGCAUGCCAUACCCGGGUGUCAACACGGGUGCUCCUGGAGCCUAUGGAUCCCAGAUGAUUGGUCUUGGGCAGCAGGCCCCGCCACCCUAUCCAGGACAGGGCCAGCCUGCCCUCCAGCAGCCCUCAACACCCAUAUUUGUAGCCCCGCCACCCAAGCCCCAGCGCCUGCUCCAUUCGGAGGCGUACCUGAAGUACAUUGAGGGACUCAAUGCAGAGUCCUCCACCAUCAGCAAGUGGGACCAAACUCUCUCAGCUCGAAAGAAAGAUGUGCGGCUGACCAAAGAGCAGGAGAGCCGGCUGCCGUCCCAUUGGCUGAAGAGCAAGGGCGCCCAUUCCACCAUGGCGGACGCACUGUGGCGCCUGCGAGACCUGAUGCUGCGUGACACAAUGAACAUCCGCCAGACGUACAACCUGUAGAAUGUCUGAGCCACUGCUCCUUACACUGUCAGACAGGAAAGGGGGUUUAGGCUCAUUUAAACUAAACUUAAAAAAGUGUUAAUGUUAUGUUAGAGUUGUCAUUCGUUUGUAGAAUGGUUAAAUGAGCUUGCUUACUCUGUUCAAGCUGUUUUGUAUUUGCAUCUUAAUUGUUCUAACAAGUGCAUUAUUAUUGUAUUAAAUGUUUCUCUGUGAUGGAUAAACGUUUUCAUAAAAAAUGAAGAA